AAGGACUCCAGCGUGUUUUGCUGUUCACUGAGGAGAAAAAUAUCUACAAGCUGCUCUGUGAGAGUGAGAAGGCUCAGCUGGCUGAACAGGAAAUCAUCCUGUCGCUGCAGAACAUGGGCGUGUCGCUGGUCAACAGCAGCAUCGGCCAGGAGGUCUCCUUUAUUGGGAUCACAAGCUCUGAUGUGGUGUGGGAAGUAAAGCCUAAGAAAAAGAGGCGGUGGAAGACUUUGACCACUAAAGAAGUGGAGCUUUUGGAGAACAGCUUCAAACAUUACAUUGAAUCUGGAUCUUUGGACAAUGCCAUCAUUGAUCUGGAAAACAACUUCCAGGUGUCCUUUACCCCCAAAGGCGUGGAUAUGCGGAUGCUGCAGCCAUGUAACGCCCCUCUCAGGAGGCACUUCCUGCCCGGCGUGAAGGUGGCGUAUAGCGUCUCACCACGACAGAGUGCCUACCGAGUCCAGAUCCAUCGCAUACAGAUCCAAAAUCAGCUGCCAGGAGCCAUCUUCCCUUUUGUCUUUUACCCUGUGAAACUGCCAAAAUCUAUCACCAUGGACUCAGAACCCAAACCUCUGACUGAUAUCAGCAUUGUUACCAGAGCAGCAGGGCACUCUGAUAUCUCUCGCAUCAAGUAUUUCAAAGUGUUGAUUCAAGAGAUGGAUCUGAAGCUUGAUCUGGGUUUCCUGUAUGCCAUCCUGGACUUGUUCACCCCUGAGAAUGCCAGCUUCAUAACUACAGAGCAAGAGGUGGAACUCUUCGACAAGGAUAUCGAGUAUAUCAAGACAGAACUCGAACACGCCUCUGCUACUGACACCUCUCCCAUCAGCCUCUAUGAGUACUUUCACAUUUCACCAAUCAAACUGCACUUGAGUUUCUCUCUGAGCACGGGAGGAGAAGACGGGCUGAAGUCGAAGAGGGACCGAGAAAUUAUCCCCGUGCAGUCCCUCAAUUUGCUGCUUAAGAGUAUCGGAGCAACUCUCACUGACGCGCAGGAUGUCGUCUUCAAACUGGCCUUCUUUGAGUUGAACUUCCAGUUCUGCACCACACAGCAGCUACAGUGGGAGGUCAUCAGACAUUAUUCAAAGCAGGCUAUUAAACAGAUGUAUGUGCUGGUACUUGGCCUGGAUGUGCUUGGAAACCCCUUUGGGCUCAUCAGAGGUCUGUCUGAGGGAGUGGAGGCCUUCUUCUAUGAGCCCUAUCAAGGAGCCAUUCAGGGGCCAGAGGAGUUUGUUGAAGGAAUGGCUCUUGGGGUGAAAGCUCUGGUGGGAGGAGCAGUAGGGGGAAUAGCAGGAGCGGCUUCCAGAAUAACAGGUGCCAUGGCAAAGGGCGUCGCUGCCAUAACUAUGGAUGAGGAAUACCAGCAGAAGAGACGAGAAACUAUGAAUAAACAACCCAGUGGCCUGAAGGAAGGACUAGCCCGAGGAGGAAAGGGACUUGUGUCCGGAUUUGUAAGUGGAAUCACAGGGAUUGUUACCAAACCCAUCAAAGGUAUGUUGAGUUUGACCCUUUUUGGCUAUUAAAUGGUGGAAUUAUGCUCAUUGACCACUUUAUUAGGUACGUAAGCCACCAAACAGGAGUGGUCCUCUGUUGCUGAAGCUCAUCUACUUCAAAGUUAGAGGUGUUGUGUAUUCUGAGGUGGUCUUUAUAUUGUAAAAAGUGCUUACUUGAAUUACUUUAUAUAAUUCCGAACAAGUCUGGUCACUCUCCCCUAUUCUGAAUUUUCUCUUUUUUUGCACCAUUUUCUGUCAACUCAAAAGAUAGAGAUGUGCAUGACAAUCCCAGUAGAUCAGCAGUUUCUAAAAUACUUAAACCAACAACCAUGCCACAUUCAAACUCACUUAAGUUACACUUUGUCCCCAUUUAGAUUUUUGGUUCAAACUUCAGCAGGUUGUCUUAACCACGUCCACAUGCCUGAACACAUUGAGUUGCUGCCAUGUCAUUGGCUGAUGAGAUAUUUACAUUUGAUCACACAUUUCAAUCUGUUACUGUUUGCAGUUACUUUAUAAAAAUAUUAAAGAUGACAUCCAAUUAUAUCAAUUUUCCAUGAAUAU
Molecule: messenger RNA, 2048 nt
Organism: Solea senegalensis (Senegalese sole)
Lineage: Eukaryota; Metazoa; Chordata; Actinopteri; Pleuronectiformes; Soleidae
Product: vacuolar protein sorting-associated protein 13A-like
Exons: 13
Coding region: 114-1517 (467 amino acids)
Biological process (GO): autophagy; protein targeting to vacuole; protein retention in Golgi apparatus
Cellular component (GO): extrinsic component of membrane
Source: RefSeq, a predicted model, not a curated record